GUAUCAAGUUGACAGGAAGACAGACUCGUCGCUGUUUUACCCACUGAAACCUUUACAGUAUUUCUGUCCGGUUUAACACAUUUAAAAUUAUGGAUGCAUCCCUGUUUCAGUUCUUUAUUGGGGAGUUCGGCGACCCUAACUGUACUCUUAUGGACGCUUUUCAGGACACUUUGUACGAGAAUUCGUCUUUUGCGUUUAUGGGUCUCGAUGGUCUAUAUUGCAACGCCACCACGGAUGAGAUCGGAACUUGCUGGCCGAGAAGCAACUCUGGUCGAAUAGUUGAGCGGCCGUGUCCGGAGUACAUCAACGGCGUCAAAUACAACACAACUAGAAGUGCUUACAGAGAAUGCAUGGAGAACGGCACAUGGGCUCUGAAGAGUAACUACUCCAACUGUGAGCCCAUCUUGGAGGAAAAGAGGAAGUACCCCAUGCAUUACAAGAUAGCACUCAUCAUUAAUUACUUCGGUCACUGUAUAUCUGUUGGAGCUCUCGUUAUUGCCUUCAUCCUCUUUCUGUGCUUGAGGAGCAUCCGAUGUCUUCGCAACAUAAUCCACUGGAACUUAAUUACAACGUUCAUUCUGAGGAAUGUAAUGUGGUUUUUGCUUCAGCUGAUUGACCACAACAUUCAUGAGACCAAUGAGCCUUGGUGCCGUCUCAUAACAACAAUCUAUAAUUACUUUGUGGUGACCAAUUUCUUCUGGAUGUUUGUGGAGGGCUGUUAUCUUCACACGGCUAUUGUGAUGACAUAUUCCACAGACAAGCUCAGAAAAUGGGUUUUCCUCUUCAUUGGAUGGUGUAUACCAUGUCCGAUAAUUAUUGCAUGGGCUAUUGGAAAACUCUACAGUGAAAAUGAACAAUGCUGGUUUGGGAAGGAACCUGGGAAGUACAUUGACUACAUUUAUCAAGGGCCAGUGAUCCUUGUUCUUCUUAUAAACUUUGUGUUCCUUUUUAACAUUGUGCGCAUUUUAAUGACGAAGUUGAGAGCUUCAACCACAUCUGAAACAAUACAAUACAGGAAAGCUGUGAAGGCCACUCUAGUGCUGCUGCCGUUGCUCGGAAUCACAUACAUUUUAUUCUUUGUGAAUCCAGGCGAGGAUGACAUAUCUCAAAUAGUUUUUAUCUAUUUCAACUCAUUUCUACAGUCAUUUCAGGGAUUCUUUGUGUCAGUAUUUUACUGCUUUCUUAAUGGGGAGGUGCGUUCUGCAGCAAGAAAGCGCUGGCAUCGCUGGCAAGAUAAUCACGCUCUGAGAGUUCGGGUGGCACGGGCGAUGUCCAUCCCCACCUCCCCCACCCGCAUCAGCUUUCACAGCAUAAAACAGACCACGGCUAUCUGACCUUUCCAGGAUUGCUUAUCCUCAUCCUAAUUCAGCCACAAAGAUGGACUGCAAGCGUGCAGCGCGGUGGCGCGAGAGACCAACAGAUUGUUUACCUUUCUGACAGUCUGUGUCAUCCAAUUUCCUGUGAAUUGAAUCUGUCAGUGAAAUUUUGACAGUGGGGCCUGAAUUGAAGGGUUGUAGGAAAGAAAUAAGAAAAAAAGAAAAAGUUUUUAUGAAUUGUAAAAUGAUCCUUUUACUUUGCGAUUUUCCUCCCUCAUUCAGCAUAUCACUGAUUCUUGAGACAUGAGGCAAAACAUGCCUCUUAAAAAUCAGAUGAUCACUAGAAUGUUUUUUAACACAAACAUACCAUUUUAUUUAUUUAUUAUUUAACUUUAUCACUUGCUACCUCUUAAAACCACCUGCCUCCAGUCUAUAACUGAAUAGAUUCAAAUGGAUUAGUAUAUGAACCAUUUAAAACCAUGCAACCACACUGGUGUUGCAAUGUACAAUCAGGAAUAUCCAACCCACAAAUCAUUUCUGCCCCUGUCAAUUAGCUCAAAUGCAGUUGCUAAUCUGUUUUUGCUUCCAAUGUACAAUAAGCCCAGUUGUAUUCUUCAGACACAUCUGUUUGUGUCGAUGGAUGAGGGCACAUGCUGUUAUUUUCCUAAUCUCUCCGUUGCUCAGAUCUGUCUGUGCUGCUGUUUAAAGCUGUACGGUCCUGCUGCAGCCGGUUUUACUGCACGUGAACUCUGUCUGGCCUCUGUGGAACUAGUUUCUUCAUGUCAAUGUGUGACAAAUUCCCCUUGUGUGAUUGUGCCCAGCAGCACAGGCUUAAGUCAUCAUUAUAACUGGAGAAAUGGAAGUUGGAUGCCCCUUCGUGUGAAGCUAUUCACAGUGUAGUGGCAUGAUCAAAUCAGAUCAUAAAUCAAAUUUGGGACGCUGAUAGAUAAGAAGUGAAAUUAGCUAGGGUCAAAGAUCAAAGACCCUCUAUGGUACCCAUUAUAUGGGGGUGGACAUUAUACUUAUAUAUUCACCAACAGUGGGGUAAAAUAGAAGGAAGCUCUUUCAUCCAUUGCUUUUGGGUUUUUAGCUGUAAUAAGCCAUAUGAAACCAAACAUUAUUACAAAGUAGGGCCUAAAUAAUAGUAAAAAAGAAAGAAAACAUUAUGGAUAAUUUGAUUUUAAUUACGACUCUUAGAGAUUUGAAAACAAUUGAGAUUAUUAUGAACCUUUUACCUCUAAUAUAUUCCAUUGUAUCUGGAUUAAAUGCAUGUAGGCUAUACAGUAUACAGUAGUUGUCAAAGCGUCUGCAUGUCACGGAAGGCUUCAUUAACAACAUGCAGUUAGGCAAAUGAUGAUCUUCAGAAUCAAAGCACACGCUUGUCAAAAAGAGAAACUAAAAAGAGCCCACUAAAAGCCAAAUUAUUUCAGGUAACAACAAGUUUCAUAAUUCUGAAAAUUUGGUAGACAUUUCAGAAACAAAUUAUGCAGCUAUUAACCGGUAACCAGCAUUUAAAGAAUUUCAUUCGUUAAAUAUAAAGGCAGCUAGAAAUGUUCAUGUACAAAAAGACCCAUUUUACUACGAGACUGAUUGUGUACAUGGUAUUAUAAAUAAAACAUCUUUGAAAAAUCAAAUAAACGCCUUUGUACUAAAUCCAAAACUUAUUUUACUUUGCAUAAAAUUGACAGUGUUUAAUGGAUUAAUAUGAUCUCGAUUUAUGUUAUGAUUUCCGAUCAUUCUUUAUAAAGAGCAGUGAAAUCUCAAUAAUGUAAAAAUAUAAAUAAAAUAAUAACUACAUUUAAAAAUUAACUCCUAAAAAAUAUGAUUUGGAAUUCUCUCUCUCUCUCUCUCUCUCUCUCUCUCUCUCUCUCUCUCUCUCUCUCGCUCGCUCUCUCUCUCUAUCUCUCUCUCUUCACUCCAAUGUUUUAGGUACUAUAGCUGUGUACAUUUCUUUGAAAAUCAUGAGACAUAAUUCAUAAUAUUGUUACUUUACAAAUACAAUUAUAUUAUUAAAAAAUGUCCAAAUAAAUAAAUAACUGCAAUAAUAUAAAUGACUCCAGUAGCUAUACAAAUCCCCAAAAUGCAUUUAAGCAAAUCCAGGUUCAGAGUCCAAUAUGGUCAAUUCAAUUAUUUUCUCAGUUUACUGUGAGAUAAAGUUAAAGGAAUAUUCCGGGUCCAUCAGAAGUUCAAUCAACACAUCUUGUGGCAUAAUGUUGAUUACAGAAGAAUAAUUCGACUUGCCCCUCAUUUUCAUUAAAAAAAAAAAAAAAAAAAAA
This is a messenger RNA of Xyrauchen texanus (razorback sucker), 3592 nucleotides long. RefSeq names its product corticotropin-releasing factor receptor 2-like. The coding region runs from base 90 to 1334 and encodes 414 amino acids. Gene Ontology annotation, cellular component: plasma membrane; dendrite; axon terminus. Gene Ontology annotation, molecular function: peptide hormone binding; corticotropin-releasing hormone receptor activity; corticotrophin-releasing factor receptor activity. Gene Ontology annotation, biological process: cell surface receptor signaling pathway; long-term synaptic potentiation; adenylate cyclase-modulating G protein-coupled receptor signaling pathway. The record is from RefSeq and is a predicted model, not a curated record. The transcript is spliced from 12 exons. Lineage: Eukaryota; Metazoa; Chordata; Actinopteri; Cypriniformes; Catostomidae.